Molecule: messenger RNA, 2814 nt
Organism: Ixodes scapularis (black-legged tick)
Lineage: Eukaryota; Metazoa; Arthropoda; Arachnida; Ixodida; Ixodidae
Exons: 14
Coding region: 235-2673 (812 amino acids)
Source: RefSeq, a predicted model, not a curated record
CGUACCGCCGCGAGCAGACGACAAGUGAUCCGUCCAGUGCAGACAACGCGCAUCGUAUUUUCGCUUGUGCGCCCGGUCAACUAAAAGCAGUAAGAGGAGCCAGGGGAACCCUUAUUUUCUUUUAGUACUGUGAAAGACUCUUCACUGUUCGAGUGAAGUGCGGCGACGGGACGGUGCAAACGACUAACCGUAAUGAACCUAUGGUGAAACGAUCACUUUAGGUUGUCGGCUCCGAUGAAGUGUCUCGUGCGCGGUUGCACCCGCACGCACCGGGAUGCGGGUGUUUCCUUUCACCGUCUACCUGGCAAGGAUCCAGUGCGAAGUCGCUGGCUGGAAGCCCUUCGACUGCGCGCUAACUCGAAGGUACUGCAUCAGCUUGAUCGUGUGUGUUCCGAGCACUUCUCCGCGCAGUCCUUCACGUCGUGGAAGGUUUCGAAGAAUCUGGGGUUCGAGAGAAAGAAGAAACGCCUCGACGAGGGCUCAGUUCCGACCCUUCAACUGGAUCUCACACCAGCACCAGCGUGCAAAAGGCGCAGACUGGAUGAUUCAGAGACGCCAUCUGAGUGUGGGAAGCACAAUGAAGCAGACAACCUCUGCGAAGACCCUAUUGUGGUGUCAAAAGAGGACAUGGCAGCCAGUAUAAUCGAGGUUGUGCCUGCUGAACAGAAAGCACCUGAAACUCAAGACUGUUCUGAACUUCAGCUCGCAACUGAAGAUCAUGGGUAUUCCAUCAGAAGUGCCACGUCUGCCGACCACACCUACAGCAUUGAAGUUCAGUACGAAAACAAAGGCACACAGGUGAACUUGUCCGCCAAGCAGUCGAAGGAGACGCAGACAGACCCAUGGGAGUCUCCAGCUGUUCUUCCGUGUACAAGUGCUGCUCCAGCCAUCAUGAAGCAAGUGCCUCCAUCACCAGCAGUUGAGACACCAGCGUGCCAGCCUACAACUGUUUUUCUGCGCAGGGAUCCUGCUCCAGUUGCUAUGAAGCAAGUGCCUGUGCCAGCAGCAGUUGAGAUGCCAGCAUGCGAGGACUUCGCCACAGAGCAGGUUGCCCCAUCGUACCGGCCGACAAGCCAGCCAUUUCUGGAGGCCGACCUCUCUUUCGAAAGACCAGGCAUGUGCUCAAGCCCUAUUCCAGAAGAGCCUGCAGACACUACGUACGAGGCUUCUUGGGACGAGAGCUUCUUGAGCAACUCAACCUCAACGGCCCCCCUGCACGAGGAGCCCAAGUACAUUGUAUUUGAGAGCUGUUUAUUGCAGUUGCUCCGCCCAUGCGUAAUGUGCCAAGCGCCAUGUAAAGUUACUAUUGUACCAGACGGCACACUAGUGAGGGCCACGGCUGUGUGCCAAAGCGAACACAGCAGGACUUGGCUCAGCCAGCCUCUCAUCAACAACGUGCCAGCCUGCAACCUGCUCCUUUCCGGUGCCAUGCUGUUCACCGGCUCCUGCUCUGCAAAGGUGCUCAGGCUGCUAAGGCUCAUCAAUAUUCAAGCCUUCUCGGAAAGCACGUACUUCAAUCACCAGGCAGCAUUCCUGCAGCCUGCAAUUGAACGAGUGUGGAACCGAGAGCAGCAGAGCCUUCUCCAGGCAAGACAGGGGAAGACGGUGCGUUUGGCUGGGGACGGGAGGUACGACUCUCCAGGGUACUCGGCCAAAUUCAUGACAUACACUUUCAUGGAGAUGGAGACAAACAAGAUCCUCCACUAUGUCCAAGUGCAGCUUGGAGAGUCCCCCGAGGUGAAGUCCAGCAACGCAAUGGAGCUGCAUGGCUGUGCCAAGGGGCUCACUUUUUUCAAGGAGGAGAAUGUCACGGUCGAGGCCCUCGUCACGGACCGUCACCUAGGGAUCAAGGGCCACAUGAGGAGCAAAGAACCCCAGACACGCCAUUACUUCGAUGCUUGGCACAUUGCAAAAGGCAUAAGCAAAAAGAUGCUGAAGGCCAGCAAGUACGCCCGGUGUGAAGUGUUGGCAUACUGGGCACAGCCUGCCUCCAACCAUCUGUACUGGUGUGCUGCCAACUGCGAAGAGGAUGGAAAACUCCUCGUCGAGAUGUGGAAGAGCAUAAACAACCAUGCUCUCGACAAGCACACUGGCCAUGGAGGGGUGUACGACCGCUGUGUUCACGACACCCUCGUUGGGGACAGAGAGUGGCUCUCUCUAGGUACACCAGCUCACAAGCGCUUUGUCAGCAUUACCAUGCAAAAAGUGCUUCUGAGGGACUUGGAGCAUGUGUCACCUGCAGGCCACACGUACAACCUCGAGUCCUACCAUAGUAUGCUCAUCAGGUUUGCACCCAAGUCUGUGGCGUUCACAGGCCCCAUCAUGCAUGCAAGAACCAGAUUGGCUGCUCUGCACCACAACGAAAACUCCGGAAGGGUCCAAGCGGUGACGCGCAAAGGGCAGCCAAAAUUCAAGCGAAGGAUGCAGAGAGGGAAGAUGGGGACCGAUCGUCUCAAGGAAGUAAAAACCCCUCCAACCUACGCGUACGUGGGCCAGCUGCUGUCUGAGGCUGCUGCCUGCUGCAACGAGUCUUCCCUCAGGGAAGCCUUGGGCAACAGACCCCGGGAUCGGGCCCCCCUCCCCAUGGCAGCUCACUACCCGAGGCUUCCAAAGGAGCAGCUGGUGGAACAGAGGAUGUCACGUUACAGCAGAGGGACAGCAGGGUCUUCAUGAGGACGCAUCCUCAGAUGAGCUGAAGGCCGUCAAGAAGGCUGGCAAGGCACAGAAGAAUGUGUGCACCACUGACAAGCAGCAGCACAGGAGGAAGUAGUCUCGGCAUCUACACCUAAAAGGUGCUUGAGCUGUUCCACCCAG